Molecule: messenger RNA, 606 nt
Organism: Rosa chinensis
Lineage: Eukaryota; Viridiplantae; Streptophyta; Magnoliopsida; Rosales; Rosaceae
Product: F-box/LRR-repeat protein At3g26922-like
Exons: 1
Coding region: 1-606 (201 amino acids)
Molecular function (GO): protein binding
Source: RefSeq, a predicted model, not a curated record
AUGGCCGCCAUGAUAAUCGACGGCGACGACAUGGAUCGAAUAUCGGAGUUACCUGAAGCCAUGAAGCUAGAAAUCCUCUCACGGUUGCCGGAAAAAGAUGGAAUCGAGAUGAGCACUGUGUCUAAGACAUGGAAGUCACUACCAAUCUCUUACUUUUCUUUUACUCGUCGCACUCGUCAUAUCAACUCUAUUGACAAAUCAUUGGCAAUACUCCAUGAAGAUCAAAAAAGAAUAAUUCAUUACUUUAGGGUAUGGCGUAUUGUAGCAGAGUCUGAUCUUAUUCAUGUCGACCGCUGGCUAAACUUGAUCACCAAACACAUUAUCCGAGAGAUAGUGCUAGAUUUCUCGUUUCACUGCGAGUCUAAAAAGUACAGAUUUCCUCCUACUAGAUUUGAUGUUGGGUCCUUAAUGGUUUUGAAGUUAUAUGACUGUGUUUUGGAGGAAACCCUAAUUCAGAAGGACAACGGAUUUAAUCGGCUCAAAGAGCUCACGUUGUUUAACACUGAUUUUGAUGGAGUAGUCAUGGACCUCCUUUCUAGAUCCCCUAAUCUCGAGACAUUGAUACUCAAGCCAUCUCGUGGAAGUAUAAAUAAGUAUAUAUAUUGA